AUGAAGCAGACAGAUAUAGAGCCUCAAUCUGCUCAGGUACCAAGUCAUGUCAGCGUUGAAGAUGUGCUGAAGAUGGAGUUCUUUACCCCUGGGGAAGCAAGAGAAUUCUACACGAGUUAUAGUAGGCUAAAAGGUUUUGCAAUAAGGAAGAGUAAGAGGUUUGUGGAUGAUCAUAACCACACCCUACUCUCUAAAAGGUUUAUUGGAUAUCUGCCUUCACAUAGGAAUAUGUCUGAUGUAGAAAUUGCUCAAAUGAAUAGCAUGAGGCAAGUUGGGAUAAGCAUUCCAAAGAUAUACCAGUCAUUUGCAAUGCAGAACGGAGAUGUAAAUGCCGCACUGCGUUUUUUCAAACGCGCUGCCAAAAACGAUGAGAAGUUAUUUUGGAGGUAUGAAGUAGCGGCUGGUUCUCGUAUGUGUGACAUUAUAUGGAGUGAUGGUUGGAGCCAGGAAGAUUAUGAGGCGUUCGGUGGUGUCCUCGCCUUUGAUGCGACGUAUGGGAGGAACAAGUAUAACCUUCCUGUCAUUGUUUUGUCCGGGGUUAAUCACCAUAAUCAGACAUGCGUGUUUGCAGCAGCAAUGGUUUCAUGUGAGUAA
Molecule: messenger RNA, 594 nt
Organism: Arachis ipaensis
Lineage: Eukaryota; Viridiplantae; Streptophyta; Magnoliopsida; Fabales; Fabaceae
Product: protein FAR-RED IMPAIRED RESPONSE 1-like
Source: RefSeq, a predicted model, not a curated record